CGCCAUAAAAUUUCUAAGAUUGCUUACCAUUUUCGCCACCAGUUCAAAUUGCUAAAAAAAGGUCCAAGAUUUUAUGCAUUCACCAAAUUUACCCCACAAUUUCUCGUUCAAGCUCUAGUCUUUGAUCCAAAAAUCACACCACUAAAACCAAUUCUCACAAACCCCAAAUCCCCAAAACUCAGAAUUCAAUUCCGCAGUCUAUUUCCAGCUAGGGUUUUUAUCUCUGUGAUGAGUUUUGCCUCUUCUGUAUGGCUCAAAACCCCCCGUUUCUUCUUCACCUUUUCAUCCUCAACCUCUUCAUCAGUUUCGCCAUAAACCCUAGUCUCUGCGCUGAUUCGGACGAUGAUUUUUCGAUUCUUGGGUUCGAAAUUCACGGGGACUACUCGCCACCUUCGCCGCCUCCGAGUCCGCCGCCGCCCCACCCUCCCCCGCUCUCGUGCCAGGGGGGUCUCAACGGAAUUGGGUCUCUGGACACCACUUGUGAGCUGAAUUCAAGCUUGAUUCUUGAAGAUAAUGUGUAUAUAGAAGGAAAUGGGAGCUUAUAUAUACUUUCCGGUGUUAAUUUGAGCUGCCCAUUAUUGGGUUGUGAAAUUGUGGUUAACAUUAGUGGGGAAUUUAGUUUAGGUAGAAAUUCAAUGAUUAUUGCCGGGUUAGUUUCGGUUAAUGCUUCGAAUGCGAGCUUUUUAACUGGUUCAGUAAUAAAUGUUACGGCAUUGGCUGGUGCACCCCCGGCGCAGACUAGUGGCACCCCGGAUGGUGUUCAGGGUUCUGGUGGAGGGCAUGGUGGGAGAGGUGCUAGUUGUGUGAUUGAUAAUACGAAGCUCCCCGAUGAUGUUUGGGGUGGGGAUCCAUAUGCGUGGUCAUCGUUGGAUGAGCCAGUGAGUUAUGGCAGCAAGGGUGGAACAACUAGUAAGGAUGAGAAGUAUGGUGGGGAAGGAGGUGGGAGGAUUUGGUUGGAGGCAAGAAGUUCAAUUGAUCUUAGUGGGAGUGUUUUGGCUGAUGGUGGUGAUGGUGGGAUUAAGGGUGGUGGAGGUUCAGGGGGCAGCAUAUUUGUCAAAGCUCGUAGAAUGACUGGAAGUGGCAGGAUAAGUGCAGUGGGAGGUAAUGGAUUUGCUGGAGGAGGAGGUGGAAGAGUUUCCAUCAAGGUUUUCAGCAGGCGUGAUGAUACAGAUAUCUUCACUCAUGGGGGAAGGAGUUUAGGCUGUCUUGAAAAUGCGGGUGCUGCAGGAACAUAUUAUGAUGCUGUACCUCGGAGACUUAUAGUCAGUAAUCAUAACUUCUCCACACAGACUGACACGCUUCUGCUAGAGUUUCCUAAACAGCCACUUUGGACAAAUGUUGACAUCCAAAAUCAUGCCAAGGCUUUGGUUCCUUUGUAUUGGAGCCGUGUUCAGGUUCGAGGUCAAAUUCGUUUAUCAUGUGGUGCAGUUUUGAGUUUUGGUCUUGCACAUUUUGCUUCAUCAGAAUUUGAGUUAAUGGCUGAAGAGCUUCUGAUGAGUGAUUCUAUUGUCAAGAUAUUUGGGGCUCUUCGAAUGUCUGUCAAAAUGCACUUGAUGUGGAAUUCUAAAAUGCUAAUAGAUGGUGGUGCUGAUUCAAUUGUGGCAACAUCCUUACUUGAGGCAAGCAAUUUAGUGGUUCUCAGGGGGGCGUCUGUGAUACAUUCUAAUGCGAAUUUGGGAGUUCACGGACAAGGUUUCUUGAAUUUGUCCGGGCCAGGAGACCUGAUUGAAGCACAACACCUGAUUCUGUCUCUAUUUUUCAGUAUCAAGAUUGGACCUGGAUCUUUACUGCGAGGGCCCCUGGACAGUGGCGGUAGUAAUAUGACGAAACCCCAACUCAACUGUGAACUUCCAAACUGCCCCAUGGAAUUACUUCAUCCACCCGAAGAUUGUAACAUGAACUCUACAUUGACCUUCACUCUUCAGAUCUGCCGAGUUGAAGAUGUUAUUGUUCAAGGAAGUAUAACUGGAUCUGUUAUACAUUUUCACUGGGUUAGAGCUGUAUCGGUCCACUCUUCCGGGGUAAUUAGUGCAUCCGGGCUAGGUUGCACUGGUGGGGUUGGUAGAGGAAAGCUUUUUGCAAAUGGACUUGGUGGUGGUGGUGGGCAUGGUGGCAAAGGUGGGGAUGGGUAUUACGAUGGAAAUUUUAUUGAUGGUGGUGCUUCCUAUGGAGAUGCUGAUUUGCCUUGUGAACUUGGUAGUGGUAGCGGAAAUGAUAGCCUAGCUGGUGCAACUGCAGGUGGUGGUAUCAUCGUAAUGGGUUCAUUGGAGCGCUCAUUGGCAAGUUUGUCUCUUGAUGGUUCACUUAGAGCCGAUGGAGAAAGCUUUGGAGAAGAAUAUUUAGAGAAAAAUGAUAGGAUCUUUUCAAAUAUAGGUCCUGGGGGUGGUUCUGGUGGAACUGUUCUAUUGUUUGUUCAAACAUUAGAACUUGGUAAUUCUUCUACAAUCUCAACUGUUGGUGGACAUGGUAGUCCUAGUGGUGGUGGUGGAGGAGGUGGUGGGAGGAUUCACUUUCACUGGUCAGAUAUACCAGUUGGGGAUGCAUAUCAACCUAUAGCAAGUGCGGGAGGAAGCAUCAUUUCUGAGGGAGGUUUCAGUAGAGGUCAUGGUCGGGCUGGACAAAAUGGGACUGUUACUGGAAAGGCCUGUCCCAGAGGGCUUUAUGGUAUCUUUUGUGAGGAAUGCCCUAUUGGCACCUUCAAGAAUGUGAGUGGCUCUGAUAGAGCCCUUUGUCAUGCUUGCCCAUCUUUGGAGCUUCCACAUCGUGCCAUAUAUGUCACGGUUCGAGGUGGUGUCACCGAAACUCCAUGUCCAUACAAGUGCAUUUCUGACAGAUAUCACAUGCCAAAAUGUUAUACAGCAUUUGAAGAGUUGGUUUACACUUUUGGUGGACCAUGGUGGUUUGGUCUUAUUCUGUUAAGUGUCCUCAUCCUGUUAGCUCUUGUGCUUAGCGUUGCACGGAUGAAGUAUGUUACUGGAGACGAAUUACCGACUCCUGUACCUGCUCGACAGGGCUCUCGUUUGGAUCAUUCCUUCCCUUUCCUGGAAUCGUUGAAUGAGGUUUUGGAAACAAAUAGAAACGAGGAAUCUCAGAGUCAUGUGUAUAGGAUGUUUUUCAUGGGGCCAAAUACAUUCAGUGAACCUUGGCAUCUACCUCAUUCCCCUCCAGAACAAGUCACAGAUAUUGUGUAUGAGGCUGCAUUUAAUAGAUUUGUGGAAGAGAUUAAUGCUUUAGCUGCUUAUCAGUGGUGGGAAGGAUCAGUCUACAGCAUUCUUUGUGUUUUUGUCUAUCCACUUGCGUGGUCAUGGUUACAGAGUCGAAGGAAAAAGAAGUUACAACAACUGCGUGAAUAUGUUCGAUCAGAAUAUGAUCAUUCUUGCUUGCGUUCUUGUCGUUCACGUGCACUGUAUGAAGGACUCAAGGUAGCUGCAACUUCUGAUUUAAUGCUUGCAUACAUGGACUUUUACCUCGGUGGAGAUGAGAAAAGAGCUGGUCUUCCUCCCCGUCUUCAUCAGAGAUUUCCCUUGUCAUUAAUUUUUGGAGGAGAUGGAAGUUACAUGGCGCCUUUCCAUCUUUGCAGUGAUAACAUUCUCACUAGCCUCAUGAGUCAGAGUAUUCCACCUACCAUCUGGUAUCGGCUUGUAGCCGGUCUAAACGCUCAACUGCGAUUAGUUCGGCGUGGUCACUUAAAGUUGACUUUUGGUCAUGUUAUCAGCUGGCUUGAAACGCAUGCCAACCCUACUCUUAGUGCAUAUGGCUUACAUGUUGCUCUUGCGUGGUUUCAGCCUACAGCGUCUGGGUAUAGCCAGUUUGGACUUUUGGUAUAUGCUUUAAACAACGAAAGUGUGCCACCAGCACUGGAGGGUCAAGAUGCAUUGUCACCGCGGGAUCAUCUGUCACGUACACCAAGAAAUCAUUGGGAAAACCCAUUCGACCAUUUGAGACUCAUCGACCAUUGGAUGUCACAGAAAAGAAUUUCUGGAGGAAUUUUACUCAGCAAGAGCUUAAGGACGUUUAAAGAGAAGAAAGUCAUAUGUUAUCCAUUUUCUUUCGUAGUUUAUAAUGGCAAACCGGUUGGCCAUCAGGAUCUUGUCGGUUUGUUCAUCUCUAUUCUACUCUUGGGAGAUUUUAGCCUGGUCUUGCUCAGUUUGCUGCAGCUAUAUUCUAUUUCACUGUUGAACUUUUUCUUGGUCUUAUUUAUUCUUCCUCUCGGUCUACUAUUCCCCUUCCCGGCUGGAAUCAGUGCUUUGUUUAGUCAUGGACCUAGACGGGCAGCAGGUCUUGCGCGUAUAUAUGCUUUGUGGAAUAUCACAUCCUUGAUCAAUGUCGUUGUUGGAUUUACUUGUGGAUUGAUUCAUUAUACGACCCACACGAGGAAGAAGCAUUCGAACUUUCAAUCCUGGAAUUUUAGCAUGGAUGAAAGUGAAUGGUGGGUGCUUCCCUGUGGCUUGGCACUGUGCAAACUCGUGCAGUCGCGUCUCAUCGAUUGCCAUGUGGCGAACCAGGAAAUUCAGGAUCACUCGUUGUACAGCAAGGACCCUGACGUGUUCUGGCAGUCAUGAAAGAGGUUCAUUGACAAAGUUCAAGUUUUAUUUAAUUUUAAUAUUUGGUUUAUUUUUUUUCGGUAAAUAUGUGUACCCUAUAUAGAUAUUUCUUUUUUCGAUCGAGGUCAUCUUUUAGAUCGUGGCCUAUAGUAUUACCCCAAAAAAAAAAAAAAAAAAAAAAAAAAAAAAAGAGGAAGAAAAAAAGAAAAGUUGUCGUACAAAUGUGCCGGUGUAUCCAAAUCGGUUUUCGCUUGCUGUGUUCAUAUAUUUGCCUGACACUAUGAAAAGGAAAACCCUACUUAUCAAUCCUCGGAAGUCCGAAUUCGUGACAUGUUUGAUUACGAAACGAUGGUGUUGUAAAUGAAAUAAAAAUACUAAUCAACGUUGUUUCCAA
This is a messenger RNA of Pyrus x bretschneideri (Chinese white pear), 4938 nucleotides long. RefSeq lists its product as uncharacterized. The transcript has 22 exons. Bases 249 to 4562 code for a protein of 1437 amino acids. The record is from RefSeq and is a predicted model, not a curated record. Lineage: Eukaryota; Viridiplantae; Streptophyta; Magnoliopsida; Rosales; Rosaceae.